Molecule: messenger RNA, 651 nt
Organism: Rhodofomes roseus
Lineage: Eukaryota; Fungi; Basidiomycota; Agaricomycetes; Polyporales; Fomitopsidaceae
Exons: 3
Source: RefSeq, a predicted model, not a curated record
UUGACACUACGUGACUCGGACAACGAUCUUAUGAUGUCGAUCUGCACAUCCAUGCCGGUCGACCUGAGGGCCAGCCUUACUGAAAGGCUCAUCUCAUGCUUUCCAACUGAUCCCCUCAACGUUCUUGAUACUGCCACAAUCAGUCGCAGCGAGCCUCUCAAGUUCCAGGCUCUCCAUUUCUCAUGGUACAACAGACACUGCACCCGGGGACAUGACGCCCCAGUUGACGUACCCCCUCGGAAGCUCAGGUGUGCUAAUCGUUCUAGGACUAAUUAUGCACAAAUGUUACCCUACCCGUCGAAGGACAUUGAAGAGCACCACCUGAUAUACGACGCUCUGAAGACAAUCCUGAAUGAUGUAUUCUGCUGGCUUGACAAGACGGUGAGUGCUCUUCUCAGAAUUCUGCCUCAAGAAUAUUCGCACCUAGAAGCCUCUGCUAGCAUUCUUCCGGAUCACCAUACCUCCCCUGUCCACCCAUUCCUCGGACUGGUCAUCAACAUGAACAUUGCUACCUACGCCCAUCGAGACAGCAAAGACAACUCAAUCUGUCUGGUACUUCCAAUAGGCUACUUUGACGGCGGAGAACUCUGUUUGCUAGAAGCUGGCCUAGUUGUACCCCUUCAACAUGCUCAGCUGUGUGUUUUUCCCUCG